Funneliformis geosporum is the source of this 396-nucleotide messenger RNA. Lineage: Eukaryota; Fungi; Glomeromycota; Glomeromycetes; Glomerales; Glomeraceae. The record is from the annotation of a GenBank genome assembly.
AUGGAGCUGGAGGUGUUUCUAAAAAAUUUAAAACUUGUAAUAAUUGUCGUCAAAGAUUCUCUAAAAAACGAAAAAGUCCUCGAAACUAUUAUAGAAUCUUUGGAAAAUGUACAAUCGGAAUGGCAUUUCCAUGUCAAUUCAAGUAAAGACCUCAUUAAUGAAAUUGUUGAAUUAAUUGAAGAUGCCGAUGAAUAUAGAUGGAUUUACAAUCGACAAUAUAAAAGUAAAGAGUCAAUCACUUACUGGUAUUCACAACGAGAUACUUUAUCCAAAAAACCACGCAAAAAUGCAGAUAUAUCAAAGCAAAAAGACAUUCCGUCAAUGGAAAGAUUUGAAUGUGGUGGGGUUCUAAAAAUUUCAGUUAAUGAAGUUACACGCAUAGCUGAAAUUAACUGA